CUACAGUGUCGCAUUAGCUAUCGUUGGGGUCGGGCGCACGUCACGUCGAUUGGGGAUGACUGGUGUUAACAGUUAGCAAUUUUUUGGCACUGUGUUUUACAUUCCACAUACAAUUAUUUUAAUAUUGACAUUACUAUUUUAGCUGUUUAUGUUAUGAAAGACUUGUUGUCACGCUGUAAAGAUGGAAGUUAACCGGUAUUUUUGUGUGGCAUUUGGAGCUGUAUUCUUUUUUAUGACGAGUAAACUGUUGCGUCUGCUUCAGCCUUCACAAAUUUCCUGCGCCCGUCAGGCGUGGAAAUGGAAAAAUGCUGCUAAUUCUUUCCUUCAUUCCAUAAUAACUGGAGUUGGCGCUCUAUGCUGUUUCUACGAGCAUCCUGCCAUGGCGGAGGACCUCAUCAGCAGCCACACAAAAGGCGGUCUGGGGCUGGUGUCGUUUUCCGUAGGCCUCAAGUACGCAAUAGUCGCACUCUUGGUUGAGGUGAACAGCAUCUUCCUUCACUACCGCCAGCUACUCGUAGUGGAGGGCAUGAGCAGGUGUAGCUCACAGUACAGACUCACCGCUCUCUUCAACGUCGCCACCUUCCUUGUGUUCCGCAUUGCUGUGCUCGGUUGGAUGACGAGGUGGCUUGUGCUGCAUAGCGACAUGGUCCCGCUGGCUGUCUACACUCUCGGCUCUAUUGCUAUGGCAAUCAUUGUGUUGAUGAAUAUAAUUCUGUUCUUCCGUAUCCUCAUCGUGGAUUUCUUCCGCCAGCACAAGAACAAAACUGCACAAGACCAGUCACGAGAUGAGGCGCGAUGCGAGCAUCGGAGCGGUGCUUCGAUGACGCAAAGCAGCUCGUCCAUUUAUGCACCUCAGGCAGAAAUGCACAUCGAUUGAUAAAAAUACUCAAGCGGACCUACCAAGUGCCUACCGUAACAACUUUCAUAAUGAGUUAUUUUAACAAGUUAGUCACGUAAGAAUUUUUUUUAAUACUUCGUAAAUGGUUUAGUCCAGUUUCGUAUUUUUCUACGCAACUGCUUGUAGGAUCCGGCAAUGGAACACAUUUAUCUGUGACGAUGGAAGCACUCAUAGGAAGAGUUGAUUUUUUCGUUGAGGUGAAUAUUAACGAUGUGCUGUCUUCAUUGUUACGUAAAGUAAUAUUAUUCCAGCCGUGAUCUCAAUCGCGCGAAGUACAAAUGUUGCAUGCGUAAUGAAUCGUUUUAAUAUUAUUUGUUGUGCGACCGGACCACUUAACAAUGGACUGUUGUUACAGUUUGAAUUCGAAGUCACAAUGGAUUGUAGUGUUCAGGAGCUCGAUCUUGCUGAUGUUUUUAAUUUUGGCUGCUACUUUAUCCGGUCAAACCUUUGUGCCUCAAUGCUAUUCGUACCCAAAGGUCUGGUUACAAAAUUUGCCGUCAGUAAAUAAAAGGUCAAGUCUUUGGAUACGAAUACAGAACAUACUUCUAUUUUAACUGGUAACGAAAGCUACCGCCAGUACAUUUAUGGCUGAAGUACUUUAUAAACAUCUCGCUUCUGAUGACAAUAUACUUACUAAAAUUGUCAACUUAAGGGAAAUUAAUAUGAUCCUCAUGAUUUCAUUUACCUAAUAUACCACAGCUACAUGUCGUACUAGUCUGCUUAAUCUUUUGUUUAAUAAUGUAUGCAAGGGCAAUAAAUAGACAGUGUAUCAUUUUCAGAUUCAGAUGCGCAAUUUAAUGAGAAUCCAGUUUUAGAAUUCUUUACACAAUCUAUGUUCAGAAAAGAAAUCACCAAGGUUUGCUUUCUUGAAUAAUAUCCGCUUUUACACAUAUGUAUCUAACCAAUAAGUUUCCAUUUUACUGGUUACGUGAUCAUAUAAAUGUAAUGCCCAAAUCAUUAUACCCCAAUAAUCGCAUGGUCAACUAAAUUAGAAUCAUUUA
Molecule: messenger RNA, 1899 nt
Organism: Hyalella azteca
Lineage: Eukaryota; Metazoa; Arthropoda; Malacostraca; Amphipoda; Hyalellidae
Product: TLC domain-containing protein 2
Exons: 6
Coding region: 182-877 (231 amino acids)
Biological process (GO): plasma membrane organization; regulation of membrane lipid distribution; membrane assembly
Cellular component (GO): plasma membrane
Source: RefSeq, a predicted model, not a curated record